UCAAAAAUAAAAUGGAAAAAACUGAUGGUUCUGGGAAUGACGAAAGUGACAGCAAGUUAGAGGAACAUUCAGCAAAAAUUAACAAACUUGAAAGAGAAGUUGAACAGCAGUCUGGCGAAAUAAAGAAAUUGAAGAAAAGAUUUGAAGAGCUUCAAACAUUGAAUAGCAAUUUAGUAGAGGAGCAGACAAAAACUGCGCAACAUACUAUUGAGAUCAAAGAUUUAAAAAAAGAUUGGACUGAAGUUCAACAAACGAAUAACAUUUUGGUGGAAGAAUUGAAUGAACAAAAGAAAACAAACGAGCAGAUGAAGGAAGAUUUGAUUCAAGUUCAACAAACAAAUAUAAAUUUGAAAAAACAACUGGAUGAACAGAGGAAAACGAACGAUGAGAUAAUGAAAGGAAACUGCAAAUUAAAAGUUGGAAAUAUCUGUUAUUUCGCUGUGAUACAUGAUGUCGUCUACAACAAAGCAGUUAAUAUUUGUAAGAAACGUAACGCAGAUGUUGGUUUGAUUCGAGAUAAAGAAUCUUACAACGUGAUUAUGAAUGACUUAAGAAAGAAUAUUCCAAAAAGAAGGACAUUGGUUAGAAUAUGAACAGGAAUUAAGUUUAAU
Molecule: messenger RNA, 611 nt
Organism: Styela clava
Lineage: Eukaryota; Metazoa; Chordata; Ascidiacea; Stolidobranchia; Styelidae
Source: RefSeq, a predicted model, not a curated record